UUGAUUCUUUUGGAGCUGACUGAGUUCACUGAGCGGUGGCAGGAGGAGGGGGCCCGCAGCCGCUGUUUAACAAAAAUACUCCGUACUGGCUUUACAUCCGGAGUCUCCACCGCUUUCCCCGCUUCAAUUUUAUCCCUUCAGACUUUUAUCGCUUUUACUAAUUUAUUGUAGUUUAUGGUUUACACUCCGGGAGGGCAGAAAUGGCGGCCAACAUGUACCGGGUCGGAGAUUACGUCUUCUUCGAGAACUCCUCCAGUAACCCUUACCUGAUCCGUCGGAUAGAGGAACUGAAUAAGACGGCCAGCGGAAACGUGGAAGCCAAAGUCGUGUGUUUCUACAGACGAAGAGACAUUUCACACAGCCUCAUUCAGCUCGCAGACAAACACGCAAAGGAGUUGGAGGAGGAGAAGGAGAGUCCCACAGAGACAGAACUCACAGACAAACAAAAACAUCAGCUCCGCCACAGAGAACUGUUCCUCUCACGACAGUAUGAAAGUUUACCAGCCACACACAUCAGGGGUAAAUGCAGCGUGGCUCUGUUGAACGAGACUGAAGCGGUUCUGUCAUAUCUCGACAAAGAGGACACAUUUUUCUACUCGCUGGUGUACGACCCCACACAGAAGACGCUGUUGGCCGACAAAGGGGAGAUCAGGGUGGGCCCCCGAUUUCAGGCUGAUGUACCAGAGAUGCUACAAGAAGGUGAGGAGGAUGAGAGGGACCAGUCUAAACUCGAAGAAAAACUAUGGGACCCCGAGUGCCCCCUCACCAACAAACAGAUCGACCAAUUCCUGGUGGUGGCACGGGCGGUGGGGACAUUUGCUCGCGCUCUAGACUGCAGCAGCUCAGUCAGACAGCCCAGUUUACACAUGAGCGCAGCAGCAGCCUCUAGAGACAUCACACUGUUUCAUGCGAUGGACACUCUUCAUCGCCAUAACUACGACCUUUCGAGUGCCCUAAGCGUCCUGGUGCCCGCGGGGGGUCCGGUCCUCUGUCGAGAUGAGAUGGAGGAGUGGAGCGCUUCGGAGGCCGCCAUGUUUGAAGAGGCGCUGGAAAAGUACGGCAAGGACUUCAACGACAUCCGACAAGACUUUCUGCCCUGGAAGUCUCUGACCAGUAUCAUAGAGUACUACUACAUGUGGAAGACGACCGACAGAUACGUGCAACAGAAGAGACUGAAGGCGGCGGAGGCAGAGAGUAAACUGAAGCAGGUCUAUAUCCCCACAUAUAACAAGCCGAACCCAAAUCAGAUCUCCAUGACCAACGGGAAAAUGGCAACGGUGAACGGAGCGGGACCCGGAGCCUUCCACACGGCAGGGGGCGGGCGAGCCUGUGAGAGCUGUUACACGAUGCAGUCUGCGCAGUGGUACUCAUGGGGACCUCCUAACAUGCAGUGUCGUCUGUGUGUGUCCUGCUGGAUGUACUGGAAGAAGUACGGAGGUCUGAAGAUGCCGAGCAGAGCCGAGGGGUCAGAGGAGCGCACGUCUCCCACCCCCACUGGCAAUGAGCCGCGUGCCCGGGGUCACGUCGCUCGCCAGUCCAAUCACAUGGUCCCGAUGCGAAACAGCGGCAGCCCCAAGUCGUCAAUGAAGACAAAGCAGGCCUUCCUCCUCCAGGCCACCCGUCUCACCAAACUGGCUCGUCACAUGUGUCGUGACAUCAUCAAACUGCGCCGCGCCGCACGCCGACCCUUUGUGCCCAUUAACUGUGGCGCUGUAAAGGCAGAGUAUAUGUUGAGGGCGUCUGAAGGACAGGGGAUGCGCCUUCCCAAGAUCAGAGCCGCCCAGAGGAGUACGCUCACCAGUAUACUGCAGUUUCUAGAGUCUCGUCCUGCCACCCAGGUCCCUCGCUCUCACCGCACUCCAGGACUCCAGACCCCCCCACCCCGACGCCUCCUCUCCUCUCUGCCCCAUGGAACGCACGGCAUGCUGGGAAAACGCAGCUUCCACCAUCACAGCCGCACUGACCCUGAAAGACGCUCAGAAAAUCCGAGUUCAACAGGAGGACCUCUGCACAACGGACGCAGCAGUUCCAGUGGAAACACCAGAGGAGGAGUCAUGAUCCGUAAGAGGCGUCCCAACUGGAUCGACGCUCCGGAUGACAGCUUUUUCCUCGUUACCAGGGAAACCAGGAGGGCCCGGAGGUUACUGACCCGCUCCCAGCUGAGACGCGCCUGUCGACAGCCCUGUGAGCAGAUCACCCUCCGCAGGGUCUCCCAGGGCGCUCCACAGGGGCUGGUGCUGGCCCCACCCCACCCACACCCCAGUCUGAGGAUGAGGGGGCCGAUAGUCAUACACGACUGAGUCCUGAGCCCAGGACCACUGACAAAAUCAAAC
Periophthalmus magnuspinnatus is the source of this 2333-nucleotide messenger RNA. RefSeq names its product metastasis associated 1 family, member 3 (gene mta3). Bases 201 to 2300 code for a protein of 699 amino acids. Gene Ontology annotation, molecular function: transcription corepressor activity; chromatin binding; sequence-specific DNA binding. Lineage: Eukaryota; Metazoa; Chordata; Actinopteri; Gobiiformes; Gobiidae. Gene Ontology annotation, cellular component: NuRD complex; nucleoplasm. The transcript has 19 exons. Gene Ontology annotation, biological process: negative regulation of transcription by RNA polymerase II. The record is from RefSeq and is a predicted model, not a curated record.